Molecule: messenger RNA, 1281 nt
Organism: Gossypium raimondii (Peruvian cotton)
Lineage: Eukaryota; Viridiplantae; Streptophyta; Magnoliopsida; Malvales; Malvaceae
Exons: 2
Coding region: 329-1003 (224 amino acids)
Source: RefSeq, a predicted model, not a curated record
CAAGAACACCCUAUUGAUCCCUUCCACGUAAAGCACUUCCUUAAUCCAAGAGCAUACCCUUCAAUCUAUAUGGCAAAUUCAUAAUUCUGUCUCCAUUUCUCCUAGAGAUAUUUGAACCCUAAAUCUCAAUCAGCCAACUAAAAUAACUUCUCUAACUGUCAUUUUUCUCCCUCCUACAAAAUACCCCAUGCAAGGGUCAAUAUCGUUUCCAACUCUACAUCGGUCCCGUGCCCUCUACAAGUCUUAAUCCUUCUACUUGUAUUUAAAAUUUCAGGUGUGGCUCUGCUAUUAGACCACGAAUAAGACAAGGAAAAGCAUAAUCUAGAGGAUGGACCAGGACGAGAACCAGCAGGUCAAAUACUCCAAACCAGCGGAUAUACUAGAUUUAUCUGUUGUAUCAUCUGCUGAUGAUUCCAGGGUGACCACUCAAAUCCAGAAGCAGAUAAAGCAAGGGGAAGCCAUGUGCGAAGAGGAGUGGAGAAUUCGAGGCGAGCUUGAAAGUGAAAUAGAAAGAGAUUUGGAAGAAGAGAUUAAAGAUGGAAUAUACCAUCUGGCAUUUAGAUUGCACCGCCUUUAUCAGCACAAAAGAGAAAGGAAUGCCGAUGGCAUAUCAGAAUCUGGGCAUAAACAAAAAGACAAAACACUUUCUGAGGUGAAUAUUUGUAUAAAAAUGGAGGGUGGAACCAAGAUAGAGAUAAAAGAGACAAAGAAAGAAGCUCCUAAUGAUGGAAAAGGUCAGCCUAUUCGACGCCGUAGUUCAAGAUCAAGAAAUGGUAAAGGCAUGCUUGGGUCUAAGUCCAAUGGUAAGAAGUUUGAUUGGGCUAAGAGUCUGAGAGCAGGGACUGACCCUGAAGCUAAGGUACCAUGCAAUGGACGGGGCUUCAGCAUGAAUCGUAACCUUGAAAACACGAGGAGAAAAUUGGUCAGUGCCACAGGCUCAGUGCUGAGAAAAGGAAAUAUUGGUGUAAAUAACAAGGUUCUUGAGCUGGGAUGGAAAUGGUAAAAUUCAUUUGGUUUUGUUAUGUCACAACUAAAUAAAACAUGGUUUGAGUCUGUUUAUUUGUUCAAGUACUGCAUGUGAGGUAAAUACUAAUCGUGUCAAUAAAUGUGGUGUGUGUGUAGUUUUUCAAAUGAUCUUUGUAAAAAUCAUUUUUUUCCUCACUCGCUGAUUUUAAUCUUUCUAUUCUAGUGGUCUAAGUUAUUUGUACUUGUAUGUAGAAAUGCUGAAAACGAGUGUGUUCUGUACAAAUGUAUUUAAUUUUUUUGGUUAAAUUAUUAUGG